GUGUCCUCACCAUGCAGAAGAUGGGCGCAGUGAGUUCGUCCCGCAGACGGAAGGCGGUCGUGAAGAUGAUCGCUCCUUCUCAUUUCGCUACGACGUGAAGGACCAGGCGUUCGUUGGGAACUCGCGAGCUUGUGCAGACCUCGCCAGCAGGAUUGACGGUGACUCUGUUCCGCUUCUUACCUCUCGCGAGUUGGCUUGUCAAGACUCGUAUGAGCAAGCCGUUCGUCGACAAUUUCAGGCGAUGAGCUGGAUCAACCAUCUCGCUGGCGACUGUGAUGAAAAGGUGCGCGCCGCUAGGAAGGAGGCCUUGCUUGCUCAGGACGCGCGUGUUCAGGCUGAGCGAUCAAGCAAAGAAAACGCAGCGAUG
This is a messenger RNA of Camelina sativa (false flax), 367 nucleotides long. Lineage: Eukaryota; Viridiplantae; Streptophyta; Magnoliopsida; Brassicales; Brassicaceae. The record is from RefSeq and is a predicted model, not a curated record.